Messenger RNA from Copidosoma floridanum, 2661 nucleotides. RefSeq lists its product as uncharacterized. Gene Ontology annotation, biological process: peptidyl-threonine phosphorylation; peptidyl-serine phosphorylation. NCBI's taxonomy places the organism in Eukaryota, Metazoa, Arthropoda, Insecta, Hymenoptera, Encyrtidae. Gene Ontology annotation, molecular function: protein serine/threonine kinase activity; ATP binding; protein tyrosine kinase activity. The record is from RefSeq and is a predicted model, not a curated record. Gene Ontology annotation, cellular component: nucleus; cytoplasm.
AUGGAGAACAGCUUGAAUAAAGCCAGCAACGAAGGUGGAUCCAAUUCUCAAGGUGAAGGUGAGUACCAGCUGGUUAAGGACGAAGUGCUGUACUCCAUGACCAACCAGUAUAAGGUCCUCGAGUUUCUUGGACAGGGCACUUUUGGACAUGUCGUCAAAUGCUUGAAAGAAGGUACUAAUGAGAAAGUGGCCAUAAAAAUUCUAAAAAACCAUCCGUUGUACAUUCAGCAGGGUCAAAUCGAUGUGAGUAUAUUUUCAAGGUAUCGCAUCAAUAAGGAAAAUACAGAUCAGUUUAACAUCAUGAGUGCCAACGAAUUCUUCCAGCACAAAUCGCACACCUGCUUAGUGUUCGAGAUUUUGGAACAUCUUUAUGACUUUAUGAAGCAACAUCAAUUCCCACCUUUGCCACUCGAAUGCAUUAGGCCAAUUCUCCAGUAGGUUCUCACAGCGUUGCUCAAACUCAAACAACUGGGUUUGAUCCACACAGACCUGAAGCCGGACAACAUCAUGCUGAUUGACCCCAUCCGACAGCCCUACCGUAUCAAAGUGAUUGACUUCGGCUCGGCCUGUCACAUAUCCAAGGCCGUCUGCAAUAGUUACGUCCAAACACGAUACUACCGUGCCCCAGAGAUUAUACUUGGUCUUCCAUUUUCCGAGGCUAUUGACAUGUGGUCGCUCGGCUGCGUCGUCGCUGAGCUAUUCAUGGGUCAGCCUCUUUACCCCGGUAGUUCAGAGUACGACCAGAUUCGCUACAUUAGCCAGACUCAAGGCCUGCCAACCGAAGAAAUGCUCAACAAUGCUAGCAAAACAAGCAAGUUCUUCUGUCGGAAUAUGAAUGGAAUGUACUUUUCAAAUAAAACUGACACGGCCGAUCUCACGUAUUCGUUUUGGCGUCUCAAAACUCGCAAUGAAUACGAAGCCGAGACUAGCGUUAAGCCGAAAGAAAACAGAAAGUACAUCUUUAAUUCUCUCGACGACAUUGGUCAAGUCAACGUUACUGUGGAUCAUGAAGGAGGCCAAUAUUUUGCCAAAAAGGCCAAUCGUCAGGAGUUUAUUGACCUACUCAAGAGGAUGCUCAUUAUGGACCAGGUAUGCCGUACAACACCAGACGAAGCCUUGAAUCACGCAUUUGUGACCCUAACCCACCUUGGCAACUACCGUACCAGUGACUCUAUAAACGGUUUGCGGCACCACCAUCCCGCUCCCACCCUUCAGCCAACACUGCCGUCUAUCAUGACAAACUUCCCCGUGCUGACGUUCAACGGUACUGCCGUCAACAAACAAGUGCAGUGUCUAGUACCCCAAUAUCAAACCGUACAGUCCGGCUAUGAUGGCCUUUCUUACAUUUACAGGCCCAACAAUAAUUGUCAAACCACCCAGUAUUAUAGCUCGUCUAUCAGCUCAACCGGGGGCUGAAGUAAGGUUAACGACUUCCCGCAACAACUGGUACAGGAUAUUCUAUGCCCACAACCUGACUAUCAAACCAUGCCUAGUCCAACCAAGCACGUCGUCAUGGUGCAGCCUCUCUGAGUUCCACAGUCGCAAAUUCAGAUACAGCCCUCCAUCAUUUUCCAGCAGGCGAUGGUGACGACUGCUGCGGCUGCGGCUACCCAGCAGUUCGGAGUUCCCGUCUCGAUGGUGGAAACCGACCGGCAGAAGAUUUUGACUAACGUGGUGCAAACACUGCAAACACCCUAUCCCAGUGGUAGCAGCCAGAUGGCCACAAUCCCGAUACUGGACUCGCAAUCCUCGGCUACCUUGACAUCGCACCAUGACCAUCACUCACUGUCUUUGUCCUCAUCUUCGUUGUCCUCAAGCGAACACCACCUGCAACAACAAAACGAUGAUCCGGCCGAGGGGUUGCAUGGCAGACAGCAAACGAUCACGAUUUACGACACGCCCUCACCUGUGGCGUCUGUCAUUAAUAUUAGCGGCGACGACAACGACGACGACGAGUCUCGGAAGAAAGGUAUUAAAUCGACAUCAAGAACGAUAUACAGAAGUCAGACCCAACAUUCUCUGUCAACGAUCCAACAUGUUCAGCACAUAAAGUACGUGCCUGAGCUCCAGCACCAUAUUAAGUCUGGCUGCUCUUUUCAAUCAAAAAAGAAACGUCCUUUGGUGGAGUGCAAUGUAAUGAAUGUGUCAACGAAACGACAAAUAUUGACUGUUGCUGCUGUCAGUGAGGUGCAGCACCGAUGCUACGAGCAUAAGCAACAGAAGGAACAGCAACAGCGCAACCCCGUGAAGAAGCGCGUGAAAAAGAAUAUGCUACCAAGGAACAGUGUCUGGGGUAAACUGCAAUACUCACCCCUGUCAACGAUUAAGCCUUCUUCAUCGUCGUCUUCAUUGCAGCCGAUACUGACCUCUACUGAAUUGACACCAACGGCGGUCCACAGACGUCAGACCCAAUAUGCUCAGUCAACGACGAACAACAUUUCGGUUUUAUCCUCGUGGUCCCAGAGCGAUCUCCACACAAACGCAAUCAAUUGCGUGACAGUCAUGGACAGCUACAGAGAGAUCGAUCUUACAAACAGUCGGAUCUACCACGAUCUGACGAUAUUUUACCCACAGUCGUCGAUCCAAUGCUGUCACGCUGAAAAAUGUGUUACUGAAAUUUGGCAUUGGCAGUGCAACCUGAGAUUUACUUGUAGUCAAUAG